AAACUUCAACGGCACUUAUGACUAUGAAACAUAACUGAACCUAUUACGGAAUAACAGUCUCCUCUAUGUCAUAUCUACUCGAUCCCUCAACUGAGUAUACGAACUGCCUCUCGAAAGCCGCUUCGCUCCAUCCCAACUCACACUCUAGGAUUAUCUUCCUGUUACAGUCUCUUCCUCGUUUUCUUUGUUUGACGCUCCAGCCCAACUCGCAACUUAAUUGCGCCGUCAACUCCUGUCAACAAUCGUCCCUCGUCUUCAACAGCCGCAUACCAGCGACCACUGUGGGUAAAAUUACCCUUCGUUCCAUUCUCUCAUCACGUUCACUGUGGGCAAGCCUGUAGGUAAGUGGAUUAUACUUACCCAUAGGUUAACCACGAACGGCUCUUCUUCUUCCUCACGUUCACGUUGGACGCUGCCUGCAACCACGAACGUCGUUCAUGGAGAACAAACCCAUGAUGCCACGACCUUUGACAACAGUAGCGUUUUCCCUCUAUGCGGAUUAAGUGAGGUUGGAUACAACAAACAAACGAGGUUUCGGGUCGUUUUGGGUGAGAUUUAGUGGAUUUUGAAUGGUUUCAGGGCUAUGCGAAGACUUUUCAGCAAAGACCCAAGCCUACUUUGGAACGUUUAGAUGCUUUUAGAUUGGUAAAUUCAGAUUUCGUCUCAUAAAUCCCAAAACCUUGCCACUCUUACGCCCAGUGGCGCCACCGUUUAAGCCCUAACGAACUUACGCAUCACACUUUUUGCCACCUGAAGAACAUGUCGGAAUCGGCACCAGAUUUUCUUCGAACUCAUGAGCUCCGUCUCCUCUACUGCACAUUCUCUUCUCUGCCCUCUGAUUGUCCGGCUGCUUCUCAGACUCAAACUUCACCCAACGGUCUCCAUGAAUGUCUAGACAUCUUCGUGAAUUCUAUUGUAGCCGGCGACUACCAGAAAGCCCUUGCUUCCAAUGCUGCUCGACUUGUGCUUGGACUUGUCAAUCCAUGUCAAUUCACUGACUCGACUGAGUGUGCAGAGCAGGUGUAUGCUGAGUUGCUCGAGUGUGCUGAGAAAUUUGUAAUUAGCAAAUUCGAAAACGAGGAAGAUAGAUUGUGUAGGCUGAUGAUCGUGGUCUGUAUUGCAAUUGCAUCAUUUCUCUCAUUUACUCAGAGUAACGUGUCUGGACCAUUAGAGGGGCUGGCUAGAUCUCCCAUGGCAGUCAUAGAGUCGAAAGUUGAAGGUUUUGUGGAGUGGGAUAAUUGGGCGAGGCACCAGCUGAUGUUUACUGGGUCCGAUUUAUUUGGCAAAUUCACUAAUAUUCAGUAUAUUGUGUUUGCAAAGAUGCUACUCACAAGGAUUAAAGACAUGCUAUCCAAAGAAAAUGCGAGUUCAAUAUGUGGGAUGAAAAGCAUUUCUUGGUGGCUUGCCAGAGUACUACUUUUUCAGCAAAGAAUUUUAGAUGAGCGGUCGUCUUCUUUGUUUGAUCAUUUGCAAGUCCUUAUGGGUGAAGCCUUAGUUGAUUUUGGCACUCAGGAAAAUGUAAAGAGUUAUUGGGGUGCCAAUUUACAAGAAGGAGAGGCUCCAAUGAUAGUCUCGAUGAUUCACUUGGAAGCUGGGAUAAUGGAAUAUCAUUAUGGAAGAGUUGAUUCAUGCAGGCAACAUUUUGAGUCGGCUGAAGCAGAAUCUGGUCUUGAGCUUUCUAUUACGGGUGUUCUUGGUUUUCGUACUUCAUAUCAGGUGGAACCAAAGGCACAAUUAGUGCUUGUUGCGAAUAUAGACUCGUCAGAGAGGGAGCCGGGGAACCGGGCGCAUGGUUCUACAAUGCACAAGGAUAAUUUGCCUUCUCAAUCCAAAACUUUUGAGACCUCUGACAUACUAAUGGCGCCAAAGUUGUUAAAUACUGACGACGAGUCUGGAACUAAAGCAGAUGGGAUUCAUAAUGGUGGUUCCACUAUUCCUAAUCUCAGGCCAAUUCAGCAAGCAAUCAUUUUGGCAAAAUGCCUUCUAAUUGAGAAGAGUUCUCGAUCUGAUGAGAUGCAGCGGUGGGACAUGGCUCCAUAUAUAGAAGCUAUUGACACUCAGCAGUCAUCAUUGUUUAUGGUGAGGUUUUUCUGCAACAUCUUGCGAGUUCGAUGGGAGUCCAGCCGUAGUCGUACAAAGGAGCGUGCUUUAGUGAUGAUGGAAAAAUUGGUUGAGGGUUAUUAUGAUUGCUAUCCAGGAGUGGUGCAAAGGAUGUAUUUCUGUUGCGGGGUUUAUGUUCCUACUUUUCCUGCUUUGCGGAAAGAAUAUGGUGAACUUUUAGUGAGCUGCGGUUUAAUUGGCGAGGCAGUUAAAAUAUUUGAGGAGUUGGAGUUGUGGGAUAACUUAAUCUUCUGUUACCGCUUAUUAGAGAAGAAAGCAGCAGCUGUAGAUCUCAUCAAAAGUCGACUUUCUCAAAUGCCCAAUGAUCCCAAACUCUGGUGCUCGUUGGGUGAUGUUACAAAUAAUGAUGCCUGCUAUGAGAAAGCCCUGGAAGUUUCAAAUAAUAGAUCAGCUCGAGCUAAGCGAUCCCUUGCUCGUAGUGCAUACAGCAGAGGGGACUAUGAGACCUCUAAAACCCUGUGGGAAUCUGCAAUGGCCUUGAAUUCUAUGUAUCCAGAUGGUUGGUUUGCUCUUGGUGCUGCUGCAUUGAAGGCAAGGGAUAUUGACAAGGCACUUGAUGGUUUUACUCGUGCAGUUCAACUUGAUCCUGAAAAUGGGGAGGCUUGGAACAAUAUUGCUUGUUUGCAUAUGAUUAAGAAAAGGAAUAAAGAGGCCUUCAUUGCGUUCAAAGAAGCCUUGAAAUUCAAACGAAAUAGUUGGCAAUUGUGGGAGAACUACAGCCAUGUUGCUUUGGACACUGGCAAUAUUGGCCAGGCAUUAGAAGCAGUACAACAGGUAGCAGAUAUGACUAAUAAUAAAAGAGUUGAUGCCGAAUUGCUGGAGAGAAUCAUGCAGGAGGUAGAAAGGAGAGCUUCAAAUAGCCAUUCUGAAUCAAAUUAUCAUGAAGCAGACUUGGCGGUUGAAAAAAGCAGGGAAACUGAUCAUAUGGUGGAGUUAAUUGGAAAAGUUCUGCGUCAGAUUGUUCGAGUUGGGACUGGAGCAGACAUAUGGGGCAUAUAUGCAAGGUGGCACAAAAUUAAAGGAGACUUCACCAUGUGCUCUGAGGCCCUUCUGAAGCAAGUUAGAUCAUAUCAGGGUUCAGAUCUUUGGAAAGAUAGGGAGAAGUUCAUCAAGUUUGCACAAGCUUCAUUGGAACUAAGCAGGGUCUACAUGCAUAUAUCAUCGACUGCAAAUAGUCAGCGAGAACUAUAUGCAGCUGAGAUGCACCUCAAGAACACAGUAAAACAGGGUGUAAACUUCUCAGACACCAAAGAAUAUAGGGAUCUUGAAGCUUGCCUGGAUGAAGUGAAGACAAGAUUGGAAUCUAACUCUAUUCUCCCUUGAGUUCUUAUUUAGAAGUUUGCUAUACUUAUACACCUCACUCAGGCGAAAGAUUAUACAACAUGGAUGGCUCUGUGCAUGGUUCUUGCUUCUGAUUCUAUUCCGGUUCCUUUGAAUCUUUUCGAAUUGGUCGAUUGAAAGGGGCUCAUAGUAUUACUGCUUUCAUGGAAAUUCACAGCUUCUUCAUGUCUAGUGUGCCAAAGUCUGGAGUUCACUGCACAGAUCACAUAUGUGAAGAACUGUCAAAAUAUUUGCUGUGAGCUAUCCCCAUCUCUCCUAUGCUAGAUAUUUAAAAAUUUUGCUCCAUUUGGGAGAGAAGAUAUUCUAUUAACCAAAUUUCUAAGUUAUGGAAUUUUUUCCAUAUUCCGAGGAAAAAGUUUUGCUUUAAUUUUCAAUGUUUACGAGCGGAUGUAGAAGAGAUUCUAUCACUAGAAAAGAAGUGAAUUGCACCAAAUCAAUGGAAGUUCUUUAGUUGUUUUAGUUGAUUGUAUAAGAUUAAUGCAUACAAAUUCUAAUGAAAAGUUGAUUGUACAA
Molecule: messenger RNA, 3975 nt
Organism: Cucumis melo (muskmelon)
Lineage: Eukaryota; Viridiplantae; Streptophyta; Magnoliopsida; Cucurbitales; Cucurbitaceae
Exons: 23
Coding region: 760-3444 (894 amino acids)
Molecular function (GO): protein binding
Source: RefSeq, a predicted model, not a curated record